GAAGUCACAGCGGAACAGAGAGCCUGGCUUAGGAGUGAUCAGAGCAUCAUCAGCAGAAAGUUAUCAACAUGGGGAACUGUUGUGAGUGUAUGAGGAAUUUCUUCUUAGGGCACAAGAACACCAAUGUCCGAGUUAGCCUGCCGGCUGUCUGCUUUGUCUGGCAGAUUGCUAUGAUUAUAUUGUUUGGAGUUUUCAUCCGGUAUGAUGAGGAAUCAGACGUACGGAGAUGGUUAGAGCACAAACAUAGUCACAACAUCACCAGCGAUAUUGAAAAUGACUUCUACUUCAGAUAUCCCAGUUUCCAGGAUGUCCACGUGAUGAUCUUUGUUGGAUUUGGAUUCCUCAUGACCUUCCUGAAACGCUACAGCUUCAGUGCUGUGGGCUUCAACUUCCUGAUCGCCUCCUUUGGUCUGCAGUGGGCUCUUCUCAUGCAAGGCUGGUUCCAUUCCCUUGACCACUCCACCGGGAAAAUCACUAUCGGAGUAGAGAGUCUGAUCAAUGCAGAUUUCUGUUGUGCUGGCUCCCUGAUUGCCUAUGGUGCCCUCCUGGGGAAAGUAAGCCCUGUCCAGCUGUUGGUUGUCACCUUAUUUGGGGUCACGCUGUUUGCUGUGGAGGAAUUCAUCAUCCUCAGCCUCCUUCAUUGCAGAGAUGCUGGUGGCUCCAUGGUCAUUCACUGCUUCGGAGGGUACUAUGGAUUGGGCAUCUCCUGGGUCCUCUACAGACCAAACCUACACCAAAGCAAACGCCUCAAUGGGUCUGUCUACCACUCUGAUGUCUUUGCCAUGAUUGGUACACUGUUCCUGUGGAUGUUCUGGCCCAGUUUCAACUCAGCCAUCACUGACCAUGGUGACGGACAGCACAGAACAGCCAUCAACACUUACCUCGCCCUCGCUUCCUGUGUUCUCACCACUGUGGCCAUCUCCAGCAUGUCUGACAAGAGAGGAAACCUCGACAUGGUGCAUAUCCAGAACGCCACUCUGGCUGGUGGUGUUGCCAUGGGAACAGCAGCAGAGUUCAUGAUCACUCCUUAUGGUGCUCUAAUCGUGGGAUUCUGCUGUGGCAUCAUCUCCACCUUUGGCUACCUGUUUGUCACACCCUUCUUAGAGAAAUAUCUCAAGCUCCAGGAUACAUGUGGUGUCCACAACCUGCACGCUCUGCCAGGGAUGCUCGGUGGCUUUGUAGGUGCCAUUGUUGCUGCAGCUGCCACUGAGGAGGUCUAUGGCAGAGAGGGGCUGAUCUCGGUAUUUGACUUUGAAGGCAGUUUUGCAAACAGAACCGUAGGGACCCAGGGAGGCUUCCAGGCUGCUGGCACAUGUGUGGCUAUUGCAUUUGGACUUGUUGGUGGAGCACUUGUUGGGAUCAUUCUGAGGUUCCCUAUCUGGGGCGACCCUGCUGAUGACAACUGCUUCGAUGAUGAAGCUUACUGGGAGGUUCCUGAGGAUGAGGAGAGCAUCCCUCCUGUUCUUGAGUACAACAACCACAUGAUACACAAGCACCAAGACAUAUCUGAGUCAAACUUCUCUGUGGAGCAAAGUUAGAAGGAACACUUCAAACUUAAUACAGCUGUGAAAUGACACUAAUUCAUCAAGGAGUCACCCUAAAAAAUGUGCAAUUCUCCAAGAAAUGAAGAAUAUUUUUGACACACAGGUCCUCUGCCACUCUUGCCUCGCAUCAUUUACACUUGAGACAUUUGUCAGUGAUUGGAAGCUUAAGGUUAUGAUAAUUGUGACAAAAUAUCUUAUUUUUUAUUAUUGUGCUUAAAAACUGUUAUUCUUUAAGGGAAAACUUUAUAUAAUUUGCACAUGUUGCAGAUGAUUGUAAAAUAUCAGGUACUGAAUCCAAGCAGCAUGAUGUAAAGUCAAAGACACUUUGUGUUGUGUAAGAAGAUUGCUACGCACGGAAGAACUGAGGAAUAUUUUCCCAAAUUUGGAAAUGCAUCACUGUAAAUCAGUUGUUGUACAUCAUUUAUCUUAAACCUCUAAACUUUUGGCUUUAAAUUGUUAAAUAUUGCCAUAAUGUUUGCCUUUUGUAUUUCAUCUCAUCUCUUUUUUAGUUGUGUGUGGGGGAAAAAGAAGGUGUUAAGUGAAUAAUCAGAGGUAUUUGUGAAUCCAGAUUAGAUAGUUUUUUAGUUGUAUAUCUUACUUACUUAUUUCUUUUAAUGAAUGUAUUGGACUUUAUAACCUGUGUGUAUAUAUAAUUUUAUGACUCACUGUUUUUUGUUGCACUUACUUGGUCUUGAGGUGGAAGUUAUGAGUAACUACUGUAUCUAUGAUACAAUUUCUACAGUUUUGCGAUUUGGUUGCUGUAGUGUUGAGUGUUACCUCCAACACACUUUGUGUGAUUGUAUGUGACAAUCUGCCUGUUCUAUUGUUGGCGUAUUUUUAUAUGUACACAUUAAAAAAUCAUAUGUAACUGGAAUUUAAUUAAAAAAAAGUUAUGUUAUUGUCUUUACAAACUAAUUUCUCGCAUUUUUACACACACCUAUGAUAAAAAUGCAAAAAUGUCUAAAUAAAUAAAUAAAUUAUUACAAUGCUGA
Molecule: messenger RNA, 2536 nt
Organism: Epinephelus fuscoguttatus (brown-marbled grouper)
Lineage: Eukaryota; Metazoa; Chordata; Actinopteri; Perciformes; Serranidae
Gene: rhcga
Product: Rh family, C glycoprotein a
Exons: 11
Coding region: 69-1538 (489 amino acids)
Biological process (GO): ammonium transmembrane transport; ammonium homeostasis
Cellular component (GO): plasma membrane
Molecular function (GO): ammonium channel activity
Source: RefSeq, a predicted model, not a curated record